This is a messenger RNA of Drosophila nasuta, 2063 nucleotides long. It is a transcript of the gene fax, whose product is annotated as failed axon connections. Lineage: Eukaryota; Metazoa; Arthropoda; Insecta; Diptera; Drosophilidae. The coding region runs from base 332 to 1624 and encodes 430 amino acids. The transcript is spliced from 5 exons. Gene Ontology annotation, cellular component: cytoplasm. The record is from RefSeq and is a predicted model, not a curated record.
UUCAGUUUUGUUUUGUGAGCGGUUGCGUCUGGUUGUUGUGUGCGGUACCUUUUCCACAUUUUGCGCAAAAUACAAAUUGUUGGGUGCACUUUUUUGAAAACUGUGUUUGUGUGCGUGUGCUUGUAGUGGUGGAGACUCUUGUGACUCUUCUCGUCUCUCGCACUCUCGCCCUCUCUCUGUCUAUCAUCAUCUCACUCUGUGUGGUGUGUGCAACGACGUCUCAGUGUGUGUAUGUGUGUGCAUUUUGAACAAGGAAAAGUGUUGAAGAAGUAAGAAAGAAAGCGCAACUUUGAAAGAAAAGUGAAAAACCAAGCAAAAAAAAUAAAGAAAAAUGGCAACUGAAGUAGCUCAAAUACCCGCUGAGGAAACGCCAGCAGUUGCAGCGCCAGCAAGCACAGAAAAUGCUGCUGCCGCUGCCGCUGAACAGGCGGAAAAACCUGCUGCCGACUCUGUCGCUGUUGCCGCCGUCGCUGGCGAGAACGCUGCUAACGCCCAAGACAACAACAAAGAGGAUGCUAAGGCGUCGCCUGCUGCCGCUGCUGCUGAAGAUGGAGCAGCCGCUGAUGCAAAGAAAGAUGGAGAUGCCGCCGCUGCAGUUGCAGCUCCCGCUGCGGCUGCUGGAAAAUCAGAAGCGCCAGCACAAAAGUUCAAUGUGCACAAGACCAAUUUUGAAAAGGACAUCAUCUAUCUGUAUCAGUUUUCGCGCACCCCCCUGCUGCCCUCGCUCUCACCAUAUUGCCUCAAAGUGGAGACUUGGCUGCGUCUGGUGGGACUCAAGUAUGAGAAUGUCGAUCAUAAGAUGCGUUUCCGUUCCAAGAAGGGUCAACUGCCUUUCAUUGAGCUGAAUGGCGAGGAGAUUGCCGAUUCGGCCAUCAUCAUCAAGGAGCUAUCGGCCAAGUAUGAUAAGAAUCUGGAUGCCGGUCUAACAGCCGAGCAGCGCAAUGUGUCGUAUGCCACAAUUGCCAUGUUGGAGAACCAUUUGAUCUGGAUCAUCUUCUACUGGCGUGCCAAGUAUCCCGAUAAUGUGCUAAAGGGAUACAAAGUGAAUUUGCAGCAUGCGCUCGGCUUGCGUUUGCCUAACUCCAUUUUGAAUUUCUUCUUUAAAAUAACGUUCGGUCGCAAGUGGUUCCAGGGUACGAAAAAGCUCAAGGCGCACGGUAUCGGUGUGCAUAGCGCCGAGGAGAUCGAGGAGUUCGGCAAGAACGAUCUGAAGGUGCUCAGCGAGAUGUUGGACUGCAAGCCAUUCUUCUUUGGCGAUGAGCCGACCACCUUGGAUGUGGUCGCCUUUGCGGUUCUGUCGCAACUGCAUUAUCUGUCCAAGGAUAUUGCGUAUCCAUUGCGCGAUUAUAUGACCGAGAAGUGUCCCAACUUGAUUGGUCAUGUGUCCCGCAUGAAGGACAAGUGCUUCCCCGACUGGGAUGAGAUCUGCACAAAGCUGGAUCUGAAUGCGCACAUUCCCAAGCCAGAGCCUGAGACCAAGGAAGGCAAGGAGGGUGGCGAACAGGAGAAAUCAAAUGAGCAGGAGGGCACUGAGGGUGACAAGAUCGAGAAGGAGUUGGAGAAGGACAAGUCGAACGAGAAGGAGUCGACCGAAGAGAACAAGGAGAAGGAGGAGACAAAGUAAAGCGCCGUUAGUUAUAUAUGAAAUAUAUAUAUAUAUAUCUGAAUGAAGGAGAAAGGAGAUGAAGCAGAACAACAACACCCCACAUAUAUACAUAGUACGAUACUAAUACUAUAUCUAUAGUAUAUAUAUAAACAUAUAUAUAUAUAUAUAGUAAGGCGCUCAUAUAUAUUAACAUUCGAAUGUCAAAAGAAUCAUUUAAAACAUAGGACAACUGUAAAGCAAAACAGGCAGAAAAUAUUAAGAAAAAAAAAAGAACGAUCCACUCAAAAGAAAAAAAAACCAAAAAAACGUAUAUACAAUAACGUAACGUAAAAACUUUGGACAUCUUUUUUUAUAUAUAUACAAAGUAAAAACCAAGAAGACGAGGAAGAGAAAAAAACAAAAGAAAAUCUAAAAAAAAAAAGAAAACGGUAAAAACAUUUAGUAUAAAAUUAUAAAA